AUGUCCUUCCUCGUUUUGCAGGAAUUGAUUGUCUGCGUCGUCUUCGUCGCUGUCGUUGUUAAGGGCUUUCCCAGAACGUACAAGGAAGACACGACGUUGGAUAACGAUGAUGAGUCGCCGACUGUCGCUGACGAUAUAGAACGGAACGGACAUGGCGAAGAUCAUAGUCAUGCGUACUCGUAUCAUCAUUUUUCCGGACCGGUGUUCGGUCAUCACGAGGAGAUAUCGUGGAAAGAUAAGCACGGUCAUCAUCAUCACGACUACAAAGCCCAUCCCAAAUACAAGUACGCAUAUGGCGUGGACGAUCAUCACACCAAGGACCAUCACGGACAGAAAGAGCACCGUGACGGUAAACACGUUGAGGGCGAGUAUCACGUUCAUGAACCUGGCGGCAAUGUGAGAAGUGUAAAAUAUCAUGCCGAUCCGCACGGUGGAUUUUAUGCUGAGGUUCAUAAUUAUGGCGGAAACGAUCAUUCGGGUGGCUCGCAUGGUCGAUAA
Molecule: messenger RNA, 498 nt
Organism: Pseudomyrmex gracilis
Lineage: Eukaryota; Metazoa; Arthropoda; Insecta; Hymenoptera; Formicidae
Gene: CPR11
Exons: 3
Coding region: 1-498 (165 amino acids)
Cellular component (GO): extracellular matrix
Source: RefSeq, a predicted model, not a curated record